AAUCUUACACUAAUUUCAAAAAUGUCUGGCAUGCUUUUCUCUUACGAAGAAAUCUCCAAGCACAACAACAGAGCUGAUCUUUGGAUGGUCAUUGAUGGAAAGGUUUAUGAUAUCACUCCUUUCCAAGAUGAGCACCCCGGUGGUGAGGAAGUCUUGAUUGACGAAGGUGCCAAAGAUGCUACAGCUGCUUUCGACGAUAUUGGUCACUCAGAUGACGCCCGUGAUCUUCUCAAGAAGUACUAUAUUGGUGACGUUGACCCUGAAUCCAAGCCUGUCAAGGUUCAAAAACAAAAUGAAGUUGUUUCUGAAGGACCAAAGGGAAAUCCUCUUCGUAUCCUUAUUCCUUUCAUUUUGAUCGCUGCUUAUGUCUAUUAUCAAUUCCUUGCUUAAAUUGUACAAGAUGCUCAUAAUACCUGCUAAUACAUAGAAUUCAUUGUCUUUUUUCUCCCCAAUAAUAAACAACGCUAUUUUUUAAACCUGCGAAACCCCAUAAAUAGCGCUGAAUGAUGCAUGGACUC
Molecule: messenger RNA, 518 nt
Organism: Gilbertella persicaria
Lineage: Eukaryota; Fungi; Mucoromycota; Mucoromycetes; Mucorales; Choanephoraceae
Product: cytochrome b5-like heme/steroid binding domain-containing protein
Exons: 4
Coding region: 22-390 (122 amino acids)
Cellular component (GO): membrane; intracellular membrane-bounded organelle
Molecular function (GO): heme binding
Source: RefSeq, a predicted model, not a curated record